Molecule: messenger RNA, 2112 nt
Organism: Electrophorus electricus (electric eel)
Lineage: Eukaryota; Metazoa; Chordata; Actinopteri; Gymnotiformes; Gymnotidae
Gene: puf60a
Product: poly-U binding splicing factor a
Biological process (GO): alternative mRNA splicing, via spliceosome; mRNA splice site recognition; regulation of alternative mRNA splicing, via spliceosome
Cellular component (GO): precatalytic spliceosome; catalytic step 2 spliceosome
Molecular function (GO): RNA binding
Source: RefSeq, a predicted model, not a curated record
CUUCCUCGCCAUUGACUUAGCCAGAUACGGGACGGUGUGCUUCAUGGCGGUGGCGGUUUCUGCGACUCAGUUUUGAACACUAAAAGCUCUCCUAGUACGUUAUUUCUUCACGUGCACCCUACACCAGGACACCCCAGCGAAGAGCAGGCGCUAGAGCGUAUCUCUUGACUGUACUAUAUUUCCAAAGACAAUGGCAGAACCAUUUGGGUUCAAACCUCCUUAAGGGGGGGCACUGCACCACUGGAGUUCAUUUGAGCAAAGGGAGGCGAGGCUCUGACGAUGGAGAAUGGACAGAGCACUGCCUCGAAACUUGGCCUGCCGCCCCUCACCCCCGAACAGCAGGAGGCGCUGCAGAAGGCAAAAAAGUAUGCGAUGGAGCAGAGUAUCAAGAGUGUCCUGGUCAAGCAGCAGACACUCGCACACCAGCAGCAGCAGCAGCUCAACAAUCUCCAGAUCCCUAACUCCAUACAGAUGGCAUCGCUGACCAUGGCUGGCUUUGGAGAUGCUCUAUCUCCCUUACAAUCGGUGGCGGCUCAGAGGCAGCGGGCGCUGGCCAUCAUGUGCCGCGUGUACGUGGGCUCCAUCUACUACGAGCUCGGUGAGGACACCAUCAGACAAGCCUUCGCUCCCUUUGGGCCCAUCAAGAGCAUCGACAUGUCUUGGGACUCAGUCACUCUGAAACACAAGGGUUUUGCAUUUGUAGAAUAUGAAGUCCCAGAAGCAGCACAGCUGGCUUUAGAGCAGAUGAACUCGGUCAUGCUGGGAGGCAGGAACAUUAAAGUGGGACGGCCAAGCAACAUAGGUCAGGCUCAACCAAUCAUCGACCAGCUAGCGGAGGAAGCGCGCGCCUUCAACCGGAUCUACGUGGCGUCCGUGCACCCUGACCUAUCAGACGAGGACAUCAAGAGCGUGUUUGAGGCCUUUGGGAGGAUCAAGUCCUGCACACUGGCGCGGGACCCCACGACGGGAAAGCACAAGGGAUACGGUUUCAUAGAGUACGACAAGGCCCAGUCAGCGCAGGAUGCGGUCUCCUCCAUGAACCUGUUCGACCUGGGUGGGCAGUACCUGCGCGUGGGCAAGGCCGUGACCCCUCCCAUCCCAAUGCUGACGCCCACGGCGCCCGGAGGUCUUCCUCCCGCUGCUGCCGUUGCAGCCGCCGCCGCCACGGCCAAGAUCACCGCCCAGAUGGCAUGGAAUCUUUCCACUCCGGAGAAUCGGACAGAAGACUUCCUCAACUGUCUGGAAGCAGUCGCAGGCGCGUCCAUCCUAGGGGCGAUGACUGCAGGCUCUGUGAAUCUGCCCCAGCAGAUCGGCGCCCUGCCUCAGGCUGUCAUGGCCGCCCAGGCCCCAGGGGUCAUCACAGGUGUGACCCCGGCACGGCCGGUGCUGCCCCAGGUCGGCCUGGUGAACCCCGUGCUGGCCUCGCCACCUGUGCUCUCUGCCGCGGUGGCAGCAGCCCAGGAGGCCAAGGAGAAGAAGGACAAGGAGGAAGAAGAGGCUGCACAGGACAGCACGGGCCAGGAGAUGCUCAGUGAGCAGGAGCACAUGAGCAUCUCGGGCAGCAGUGCCAGACACAUGGUCAUGCAGAAACUUCUGAGGAAGCAGGAGUCGACCGUGAUGGUGCUCAGGAACAUGGUUGGCCCUGAGGACAUCGACGACGACCUAGAGGGAGAGGUGACGGAAGAAUGCGGCAAGUUCGGCGCCGUGAACAGGGUGAUCAUCUACCAGGAGAAGCAGGGCGAAGAAGAGGACGCUGAGGUCAUCGUCAAGAUCUUCGUGGAAUUCUCAGCAGCAUCCGAGAUGAACAAGGCCAUCCAGGCGCUCAAUAACCGCUGGUUUGGAGGUCGAAAGGUCGUUGCUGAGGUGUACGAUCAGGAGCGGUUCGACAACAGUGACCUCUCAGCAUAGACUUGAAAAUGCGUUCCUCAUGACCUUCCAUGACCUUCCUCUUGCUUCUGUCUCACACACUCACAGACACCGCUGCUGGCCCCCAUUCCCAGUGGUGCUGGCCUCUUUUUAACUUGUAAUUAUUUUUUAUCAAUGUUGAUAUUAAUGUUAUUAAUGAUCCCAUUUCGGGACAAAGGCAGGCAAAUGCUUAUGGAAUUUUUUUUU